CGCCGCGGGGGCUGCCGGGGCCGGGGCGGGUGGGGCCGAGCCGCUGCGGGGGGGGGGGUCCCGGUCCCGAUCCCGGUCCCGAUCCCGGUCCCGAUCCCGGUCCCUGUCCCCGUGUCACCGCCGGGAUGUUCUUCACGUGCGGCCCCAACGAGGCCAUGGUGGUGUCGGGUUUCUGCCGCAGCCCCCCCGUGAUGGUGGCCGGGGGCCGGGUGCUGGUGGUGCCGUGUCUGCAGCAGAUCCAGCGGAUCUCCCUCAACACCCUGACCCUCAACGUGCGCAGUGAGAAGGUGUACACCCGCCACGGCGUCCCCAUCUCUGUCACUGGCAUCGCCCAGGUGAAGAUCCAGGGGCAGAACAAGGAGAUGCUGGCGGCUGCCUGCCAGAUGUUCCUGGGCAAGUCGGAGAGCGAGAUCGCCCAGAUCGCCCUGGAGACCCUGGAGGGCCACCAGCGCGCCAUCAUGGCCCACAUGACCGUGGAGGAGAUCUACAAGGACCGGCAGAAGUUUUCGGAGCAGGUUUUCAACGUGGCCUCGUCCGACCUGGUCAACAUGGGGAUCAGCGUGGUCAGCUACACCCUGAAGGACAUCCACGAUGACCAGGAUUACCUGCACUCGCUGGGGAAGGGCCGCACGGCGCAGGUGCAGCGUGAUGCCCGCGUGGGGGAGGCCGAGGCCAAGCGGGACGCCGGCAUCCGCGAGGCGCGGGCGCGCCAGGAGCAGGUUUCGGCGCAGCUGCUGAGCGAGACGGCGAUGGCGCAGGCCCAGCGGGACUUCCAGGUGCAGCAGGCGCUCUGCGACGCCGCCGUCAACGCCCGCAAGGCCCAGGCCGACCUGGCCUACCAGCUGCAGGUGGCGAGGACGAAGCAGCAGAUCGAGGAGCAGCGGGCGCAGGUGCUGGUGGUGGAGCGGGCACAGCAGGCGCAGCUGCAGGAGCACGAGAUCGGGCGCCGCGAGCGCGAGCUGGAGGCCACCGUCCGCAAACCCGCCGAGGCCGAGCGCUAUCGCCUGGAGCGGCUGGCUGAGGCUGAGCGGUUGCAGGUGAUGACCCAGGCGGAGGCGGAGGCGGAGGCCAUGCGGGUGACGGGAGCGGCGCGGGCGGCAGCGGUGGCCGCCCGGGCGCGGGCGGAGGCGGCGCAGACGGAGGCCAAGGCUGAGGCUUUCGGGCAGUUCCGCGAGGCCGCCGUGGUCGAUAUGGUGCUGCAGAGGCUGCCCCAGGUGGCGGAGGCGGUGGCUCAGCCGCUGCUGGGGACGCGCCGGGUGACGCUGGUGGCCGGUGGCUCCGGGGACAUCGGGGUGUCGCGGCUCCCCGGCGAGAUCCUGGACGUCGUCACCCGCCUGCCCGCCGCCGUCGAGGCCCUGACAGGCGUCAGCGUCACCCAGGCUGCCCAGAAGAAGUCCGACUGCGUGGCCUGAGGCGGUGCCACCGGGUCCCCAAGGUGUCCCCAAGGUGCCACCACCCCCUGGAGCCUCCACGUCCUCCCCCGUGUCCCCUUCUGUCACCCAAGUGCCACCACGUCCCCAUGGAGCCACCGCCCCGUGGUGCUGCCGUGGCCCCCAAAGUGCCACCAACCCCUCCCCAAGUGCCACCUCGUGUCCCCCCCGCCCCUUCGGGGGGUCCCCGGGGUGGGGGACACGUCCCAACAUGUGUCCCCAUGUGUGUCCCAAUGUCAUUAAAAGCUGUCGCAUCUGCA
Messenger RNA from Anas platyrhynchos (mallard), 1690 nucleotides. RefSeq names its product flotillin 1 (gene FLOT1). NCBI's taxonomy places the organism in Eukaryota, Metazoa, Chordata, Aves, Anseriformes, Anatidae. The record is from RefSeq and is a predicted model, not a curated record. Gene Ontology annotation, biological process: positive regulation of endocytosis; regulation of receptor internalization; protein localization to plasma membrane. Gene Ontology annotation, cellular component: plasma membrane; cytoplasmic vesicle; flotillin complex. Gene Ontology annotation, molecular function: protease binding.